GGCUGCCUGCAGUGGAGCGCGCAAACUUAACCACUCGGCCACGGGGCCAGCCCCCAUAGGGGAAAUUUCUUAGCUAGCUUUAGAGUGUGGUAGUUUAUGGUAAGUUUGUUUAACUUAAUGAUAUGUUUACUAUGUGCCAGGCAUUACUUUAAAGCUAUACAUAUAUUAACUUAUUUAAUACUCAUACAACUCAGUGAGGUAGGUACUGUUAUUUGGCAGAAGAAGAAACUGAGGCAUAAAAGAGGCUCAGUAACUUCUCCAAGUGACAGAGAUACUAGGUGACAGAGCUAGGAUUUGAACUCAGGCAGUUUGGUUCUGGAGUCUUUCUAACAGCUAUACCUGCUACUGCCUCUUGAAAGUUAUGUAUAAUGCCUGUUGCUGCACUCAAGUACACAAUUGUGAAUGUUCUUGGUGUUAACUUCAUAGCACGUUCUCCAAUUGUGGAAGGACACAUUGCCCGCCUUCACUGUUUGUGUCCCUUUUUUCUCUUUCUGUCAUAGAAUGAAUUAUAAAACUGACUUUGAAACAGUGAUAAGAAUGUAUCAGAAACCAAAGAUUAGGAAUAAUCUAGUUUUGUAUACCUGAGGUCCAUAAAAAUAUAGUUUUGUCUACAUGACAUUUUGUUAUAUUUAUUUUUUCUUAAUUUCUGUGCUUAUUAAUUUUCAUUUCACUUGUCACUAAAGUUUUCUGAUUUGCAGUUUGGGAUUUGUUGCAUGGCUUUCAUUUGGGACAAAAUGUUGCUUUCCCUUGAAUUGUGGGAUAUAGGUGAGGGUGAUAGUGUGUAACUGGCUUAAACAGCAACUUCCUCCUUGCAGAUUUCUUUCUUUUUUAAGUGUAGAUAUUACUAUAAGAUAAUUUGUUCAUUUACUUCAUUUAUUCUUUAUUCGUUCAGCAAACAUUUAGAGCCUACCGUAAACAGUGCGUUUAGGACUUCGGUCCUGUUGAAGAUGAAAGCAGACAGCAGAAAGAUGUGAAAUAAUUUUUUUGGAACCCUUUUUUAGUGUAUGAAAUGGAACUUUUAGUUUUUUACAUUCACUAUUAUUUUUUCAUUACAAUUAGGCAUUGUGAAUCUCUGAGAAAAAAGGAGGUGUUUCUUGGGUGAGGUGAAUUAUUGUUUGAUGUUAUGAUGCUCCGUUAAAAAAAUUGUCUUUAGACACUGAGUCUUGGAAGGAUCUGUUUCUCUUUCAUGAAUAAUUUUCACCUUGAUUUCAAACUUCUGGGUUCAUUUUACACACUCACAGAAUAAUUUACUUGACUCUAUAUAUAGCUUAUGCUCCAUAUUACUAGUCCAGAAAACUAUACUCUUUUAUGGUAAUCAGCCAAAUCAUUAAAGUGUUGUGAUUCUGUGGAGUAGUAUUGUGGAACAAAAGUGUAAUUUGCUGAAGCAUUCCAGUUGGAAAGGGAAGAGAAGAUAUUGUAACUAAUGUUGCUAUUUAGAUUAUUACACAGCUAGGUAAUCUGAAGCAAAAAGAUCAAGUGAUAAAUCUAUAUCCUUCUAUUAUAAAUUAUAUCUCAAUACAGUAAACUCUUAGUAGGGUCCAAAUUGUUUUACGUUACUGAAAUUUGGCAUUUUAAAUUCAUAGAUUAAGCAGGGCAUUGACAGGAACUUAGAUUUUUGAUGUUAGAGAUACUGAUUAGAAUGGAAAUGUAUUUUCAGUUUACUAAGAGUUAAGAAUGAUAAAAUUUUGAUUUAGCUGCUUGGAAAUGGCCUUUAUAGUAAAAUUGUUUCACAUUUUAUAUGUUAGAAUAGUAGUAGUAUAAAAUUGUUUGUGACUGUAAGCUUGGUAAUUUCAGUUUCAGAUAUCCUGUUGCUAUGGUAUCUUAUAGUAGUUGUCCAUGUUGUUAAAUUCAGGGAUGUGUUGACUGCUUGACAGAAUGAUUGUUCACUUUUAAAAAACCCCCCAAAAAAAGUAACCCAAAAACCUUCUGAAAGCAAAAGAUGCUACAAAAAAGUUGAGAAGAGAUAAAUUAGUAGUAAAUAAGUGGAAAAAGUUCUCAGUUGAAAGUGUAUAUAUUAAGAUUCCUUGUGAGAGCAUGCACACAAGUGUAUUUUAUAGUAUAAAUUAUUGGGAAACUUUUUAAAUUGCAAGUUUUACUUCUUACGUUAUGGAGGAGGGAAUGGACGAUGAUGCCAACUGUAUCAGUCUUUAAGUAAAGAAGGAUUAUUUUAGAGAAGAUUAUCCUAACCAUAUGUAGUUAACUUUAUUUUUCAAGUAAUGGCAAGGACAUGGAUAAUGUAGAUUUUGUAAUAGGGAGUUUGCAACUGAUUGAUCUCAAUAACUAUAUUUUUUAUACAUUUCUUACAUCAUUGUUUAUGCCAUUUUUUGCUGACUCUACGUGUUUUGGGCCCUGAAGAGAAGCUGGCUAGAAAUUAAUAUUUGUUACUAACAAGUCAUUGAGGUGGAUUAAGUAUAAAUGAGGUUAGGAAUUGACUUUGUCUCAGCAGACUUGGUCUUAUAAAAAAAAAAUCAGAAAAAUAACUCAGGCAGAACUAUGUUUGUAAAGCACUAUAUGUUUAAUUACAAUCAACUGUACAGAUUUUUUUGGUCUUCUAGUUAGCCUGUGAGCUCUCUGCAUUUUGGUAAUUUUCAGCCCAUAACACACCCUGAAAGAAAACUUGAGCUCCUAAAGCAAGCUUUCGUUUAGCCGUUGCUAAUCAAAAUGUCUGUACCUAGCCAAUGCACACGACCUAGACAUUUUUCGUGUACUUAUAGUUACUAGCACUUUACUCAUUCUUGGGCUAACUUCUAAUAUAUUGAUGAAUGGAAGAAAUGAAUGACGAUAUCUGAUACGACAAAUUGCUUUGGGAAUAGAGAUCUAGAGGAUCUAACCAUCUUGACCUGUUUCUUUGCCCUGUUUCAGUAGGCCAAGGGAAUGGAAGCAGUUGCUUAUAGAAACCUAUUAAUAGCCAACAUUUGUUAAGGGCUAACAAUGUGUGGGGCACUGUUCUGAGUACUUUAAUGUCUGCUCUGUUGUAGAAGUCUCAAAAGAGUUCAAAAGAACUUUACAUGGUUAAGUUUUAUAGGCAUAAUAUAUUUAUAUAAUAGCUAUUUGACAGUGUUUAAUAAUACAAGUUUUCAUUGUGACUUCUCAUAAAACACCAAAUGGAAAAUGAAUCUAUGCAAAAGACAUUUUUCUUCUCAUCCUUGCUGCUUUUUUUUAUUUGGUUCAUCCUGACACAUAGGUCAAUACUUUUUUACAUUAUACUUACCUUUAAUACUAUGAAAGCAAAUAGGUAACAGGAACUGUUUGGCGAAUCUGGAAAAAAAAUUGUAUUAUUCCAGACCUCUUGAGGUUGUAAGAAUCUCCUUGACAAAUUUUCUUUUUCUCUUUCUAUUUAGAAUAUUGGAGAAAAUGUAUUUUCUGCACUGACUUGGUUCUUAGCUAUGUGAGAGGACUGAAUCUGGGGGUCAAGUUUGCUGGUUAAAGUAGAAUUAAGAAAUUUUUUUCUAGUGAAUUGGGAAGUGUUUCUUAAAAUUACAAUAAUGAAUACUUUUCAUGCUCUGAUUUAAAAUUUUUUAAAGAAACAAAUGUUACAUAUAGGAGUUAUUAAGAGCCUCCCUCAUUCUGGUAAACUUGUUUACCAAUUGGCUCCUUGGGGGUGGAGUCAGUUCACAAAGGAUCUGCAGCGGACGAAUUAGACCAGUAGUGAUUUCAGCCUUCUGCUUUUUCCCAGCUGGAGCAGGAUUAGGACUCAUUCAACUGCAGCUGGUUCCCAGGAAAAUCUAGGCUGUUUUUUCUGGUUUUUUCCUUUUGACAGGCAAGUCGUAGUUCCCAACAGAUGGCUUUCAUCAGCACUGUACAUAACUCUCCGGUUGCUGAACCAAUCCCCAUCUGUAGUUUCUGUCUUGGUACAAAAGAACAAAACAGAGAAAAGAAGCCAGAGGAACUCAUCUCUUGUGCCGACUGUGGCAACAGUGGUCAUCCAUCCUGUUUAAAGUUUUCCGCUGAACUAACGGUUAGAGUGAAGGCCUUACGGUGGCAGUGCAUUGAGUGUAAAACGUGCAGCUCCUGUCGAGAUCAAGGCAAAAAUGCAGAUAACAUGCUCUUUUGUGAUUCCUGUGACCGAGGUUUUCACAUGGAGUGUUGUGAUCCACCACUUACCCGGAUGCCAAAAGGCAUGUGGAUAUGUCAAAUAUGUCGACCUAGGAAAAAAGGACGAAAACUGCUACAGAAGAAGGCGGCACAGAUAAAACGGCGCUAUGCUAAUCCAAUAGGACGUCCAAAAAACAGGUUAAAGAAACAAAACACGGUAUCAAAAGGUCCCUUCAGCAAAGUUCGAACUGGCCCUGGAAGGGGUCGGAAACGUAAAAUCACUCUCUCCAGCCAAUCAGCAUCGUCAUCAGAAGAAGGAUAUUUAGAGCGAAUAGAUGGCUUGGACUUCUGCAGAGAUAGCAAUGUCCCCUUGAAGUUCAACAAGAAAACCAAAGGGCUCAUUGAUGGCCUUACCAAAUUCUUUACCCCUUCCCCUGAUGGGCGGAAGCCUCGAGGGGAGGUGGUAGACUACUCUGAGCAAUACAGAAUCAGGAAAAAGGGCAACAGAAAAUCAAGCACUUCAGACUGGCCCACAGACAAUCAGGAUGGCUGGGAUGGCAAACAAGAAAGUGAGGAACGGCUUUUUGGGAGCCAGGAAAUCAUGACUGAGAAAGAUAUGGAGUUGUUUCGUGAUAUCCAGGAACAAGCACUGCAGAAAGUUGGAGUGACUGGUCCCCCUGAUCCACAAGUCCGCUGUCCCUCUGUCAUUGAGUUUGGGAAGUAUGAAAUUCACACCUGGUACUCUUCCCCAUAUCCUCAAGAAUACUCAAGGCUGCCUAAAUUGUACCUUUGCGAAUUCUGUCUGAAAUAUAUGAAAAGUAGAACUAUUCUACAGCAGCACAUGAAGAAAUGUGGUUGGUUCCAUCCUCCUGCCAAUGAGAUUUACAGAAAGAAUAAUAUUUCUGUCUUUGAGGUUGAUGGGAAUGUGAGUACCAUUUAUUGUCAGAACCUGUGUCUCUUGGCAAAGUUGUUUCUUGACCACAAAACACUCUAUUAUGACGUGGAGCCAUUCCUUUUUUAUGUACUAACACAGAAUGAUGUCAAGGGCUGCCACCUUGUUGGCUACUUUUCUAAAGAAAAGCACUGCCAACAGAAAUACAACGUUUCCUGUAUAAUGAUUCUUCCCCAAUACCAGCGUAAGGGCUAUGGCAGGUUUCUCAUCGAUUUCAGUUAUUUGUUAUCAAAGCGUGAAGGCCAAGCAGGGUCUCCAGAGAAACCAUUAUCCGAUCUAGGUCGUCUUUCCUACAUGGCUUAUUGGAAAAGUGUAAUAUUGGAGUGCCUUUAUCACCAAAAUGACAAGCAAAUCAGCAUUAAGAAGUUAAGCAAGUUGACUGGAAUCUGCCCUCAAGACAUUACGUCCACACUCCACCACCUACGUAUGCUGGACUACCGUAGUGACCAAUUUGUGAUUAUCCGCCGGGAAAAACUUAUCCAGGAUCACAUGGCAAAGCUUCAGCUGAAUUUGCGACCUGUAGAUGUAGAUCCAGAAUGUUUGCGCUGGACUCCCGUCAUAGUCUCUAAUUCUGUCGUCUCAGAGGAGGAGGAAGAGGAGGCUGAGGAAGGAGACAGUGAAGAGCCGCAGUGCCGGGAAAGAGGCCCAGAGGUGGGAAAGUCUGCAUCUCGGGAGAAUAAAGAACAAGAUUCUUAUUCUUCAGUAGAAAGUGAAAAGAAACCAGAAGUUAUGGCACCAGCUAGUUCUACACGUUUGAAUAAACAAGUCCUUCCCCGCGAUACUCUUCCUGCGAAUAAUCAGCCAUCUCGGAGAGGCCGCUGGGGGAGGAAGAACAGAAAAACCCAGGAACGUUUUGAUGAUAAAGAUUCUAAACUGCUCUUGGAAGAGACAUCAGCUCCUCAGGAACAAUAUGGAGAACAUGAGGAAAAAUCGGAAACCUCCCAAGAACAAUACACUGAAAGUGAGGAACAGCUGGCAGCCUCUCAGGAGCAGCCGAGCCAGGAUGGGAAGCCAGAGAUCCCCAAAAGAAGACUGAGUGAGGGGGUUGAGCUCUGGCGAGGACAGCUGAAGAAGAGCCCCGCGGCCCUGAAGUGUCGGCUCCCAGAAGGCAAUGACGGACUGCCCCGUCGCUAUAGUGAUGGCGACAGGGCUCUCCUCAGGGGCUUCAGUGAGAGCAGCGAGGAGGAAGAAGAGCCAGAAAGUCCCCGCUCCACCUCCCCGCCAGUUCUUACGAAGCCCACGUUGAAGCGAAAGAAACCGAUUCUUCACCGAAGAAGGAGAGUCCGAAAGCGCAAACACCACAAUAGCAGUGUGGUCACAGAAACUAUCUCUGAAACUACAGAGGUAUUGGAUGAGCCUUUUGAAGACUCUGACUCUGAGAGGCCGAUGCCAAGGUUAGAACCCACGUUUGAGAUUGAUGAAGAAGAAGAGGAAGAGGAUGAAAAUGAACUCUUCUCUAGAGGAUACUUCCGUCAUUUGUCCUCACAGGAUGUUCUCAGGUGUCGAUCCUCUUCUAAGAGGAAGUCGAAAGAUGAAGAUGAUGAUGAAGAGUCAGAUGAUGCUGAUGAUACUCCUAUCCUAAAGCCAGUAUCUCUCUUGAGAAAAUGUGAUGUGAAGGAUUCUCCACUUGAGCCAGAUACAUCCACGCCUAUGAAAAAGAAAAAGGGAUGGCCCAAAGGCAAGAGCCGCAAACCAAUCCACUGGAAGAAAAGACCUGGUCGCAAACCAGGAUUUAAAUUGAAUCGGGAAAUCAUACCCGUUUCUGCUCAAGAAUGCAUUGUUGAGCCCAUUGUCCCCAUUCCUAAACCUGGACGUAAAUCCAAAAUUCAAGAGAAUGAAGAAACUGUUGAACCAAAAGAAGACUUGCCUUUAACUGAAGACAGGAAAGAAGAGAUGCAUGUGGAAGCAGAAGAGGUUGAAGAGGGAGAAGAAGAAGAUACAACCAGCAGUGAAGUUAGAGCGGCUUCUCCAGUGGAUAGCAGCAAUAGUCCUGAGACAGAAAUGAAAGAACCUGAGGUAGAGGAGGAAGAAGAGAAACCCCGUGGCCUAGAAGAACAGAGGCAGUCAGAGGAAGAGCAACAAGAACUGGAAGAGCAGGAGCAGGAGGAGGAGGACGAAGUGACUGUGGAAACAAACCGGAAUGAAGACCAUGAUGCAGAUGAUGAAGAUGACGGUCAUCUGGAGUCUACAAAGAUAAAAGAGCUAGAGGAUCAGCCUGUUAGAGAAGACGUCAAGGAGGAGCCUGGUGGUCAGGAGUCUUUUUUAGAUACUAGUAUGCAGAGCAGUAGGGAGAAUAUAAAGGAUAAAGAUGAAACAGAACCAGAUUCUGAAGAGGAGCAGACUUCCCAUGAAACAUCAGUGGUAUCGGAGCAUAUGCCAGGGUCUGAGGAUGAUCAUGAAGAAGAUUCAAACUCUAAAGAAGAAUUAAUUGAGUUAAAAGAGGAAGAAGAGAUUCCUCAUAGUGAACUGGAUCUGGAAACCGUGCAAGCAGUGCAAUCUUUGACUCAAGAAGAAAGCAAUGAGCAUGAGGGAGCCUACCAGGACUGUGAAGAGACUCUGGCAGCUUGUCAGACCCUGCAGAGUUAUACCCAGGCUGAUGAAGACCCUCAGAUGUCAAUGGUUGAAGACUGCCAGGCUUCAGAACAUAAUAGUCCCAUAUCUUCUGUUCAGUCUCAUCCUAGCCAGUCCGUCCGUUCAGUCAGCAGUCCCAAUGUGCCUGCCCUUGAAAGUGGUUAUACCCAGAUCAGCCCAGAACAAGGAUCCCUGUCCGCACCCUCUAUGCAGAACAUGGAGACCAGCCCCAUGAUGGAUGUGCCUUCCGUAUCAGACCACUCUCAGCAGGUGGUAGACAGUGGCUUCAGUGAUCUGGGCAGCAUCGAGAGCACCACAGAAAACUAUGAGAACCCUAGCAGUUAUGAUUCCACGAUGGGUGGCAGCAUUUGUGGGAAUAACUCUUCCCAGAGCAGCUGCUCCUAUGGUGGGUUGUCAUCCUCCAGCAGCCUCACCCAGAGCAGUUGUGUUGUCACUCAGCAAAUGGCAAACAUGGGCAACAGCUGCAGCAUGAUACAGCAGAACAAUGUCCAGCCUGCUACCAACUGCAACAUCAAGUCACCUCAGAGUUGUGUGGUGGAGAGGCCUCCUAGUAACCAGCAGCAGCCGCCGCCGCCACCACCGCAGCAGCAACAGCAGCAGCAGCAGCAGCAGCAGCAGCAACAACAACAACAACAACAACAACAACAACAACCAGCACCACAGCCUCCACCACCCCAGCAGCCGCAGCAGCCACCGCCGCCUCAGCCCCAGCAGCCUCAACCCCCACCCCCACCCCCGCAGCAGCCCCCCCUGUCACAGUGUAGUAUGAAUAACAGUUUCACUCCAGCGCCUAUGAUAAUGGAGAUACCAGAAUCUGGAAGCACUGGGAACAUAAGUAUCUAUGAGAGGAUUCCAGGGGAUUUUGGUGCCGGCAGCUACUCUCAACCGUCAGCCACCUUCAGUUUAGCCAAGUUGCAGCAGCUGACUAACACCAUUAUGGACCCUCAUGCCAUGCCUUAUAGCCAUUCUCCUGCUGUGACUUCCUAUGCAACCAGUGUUUCUCUGUCUAAUACAGGACUGGCUCAGCUAGCUCCGUCUCAUCCAUUAGCGGGAACCCCUCAAGCACAAGCCACCAUGACACCGCCCCCAAACUUGGCAUCCACUACCAUGAACCUCACGUCACCUCUGCUACAGUGCAACAUGUCUGCCACCAACAUUGGCAUUCCUCACACUCAGAGGUUGCAGGGGCAGAUGCCAGUCAAGGGGCAUAUUUCCAUCCGCUCCAAAUCUGCGCCACUGCCCUCUGCAGCUGCUCACCAGCAGCAGCUGUAUGGCCGCAGCCCACCAGCGGUGGCCAUGCAGGCUGGCCCUCGUGCGUUGGCCGUUCAGCGUGGCAUGAACAUGGGGGUUAAUUUAAUGCCAACCCCUGCCUAUAAUGUCAAUUCCAUGAAUAUGAACACUUUGAAUGCCAUGAACAGCUAUCGAAUGACACAGCCUAUGAUGAACAGCAGUUACCAUAGUAACCCUGCUUACAUGAACCAGACAGCACAGUAUCCUAUGCAGAUGCAGAUGGGGAUGAUGGGGAGCCAGGCCUAUACCCAGCAGCCUAUGCAGCCAAACCCUCAUGGAAACAUGAUGUACACUGGCCCCUCCCAUCACAGCUACAUGAAUGCUGCUGGUGUGCCCAAGCAGUCACUCAAUGGACCUUACAUGAGAAGAUGAGCAAGAUGAACUUGCAAUUAAAAACUUAAAUAUAUAUAAAUAAAGGAACCUUUUAUACUGACAAACCAGAGAAAAAUGGACCUUUUUUCCAGUUAAAAUAUUGCUGUAGAUUUAGAGGAAUUUUUCUUUGGUUUAUUUUAUUUUUUAGAAAACCUGGUCUUCUCUUUUUUUGGGUUCAUUUUGUUCUGGGUUUUGGUUUUCUUCACAAUCUUGAACAUUUUACAAUAGAACUCAUCUAAAAAUGGAUUUGGGGAUAGGGGAAACAUGCACAAAAUCUUUUCAUAAUUAAAAAGAGCCUUACUUUCUUUACACACCACGUGGACAGAAUUUGUGUAAAAGUGAAUUCUCUUUAUUUUCAGAUGUGUGUUUCUCCUCACUGUUUGCAGCUCCCAAUGUUGUCAUUUUUAAAUGUUAUGUACACAUCUCGAGGAUUAACCAGACCCUUUCCUCCAAACCCAACCUUUCAUUUCCUACUUCAUUCCAGCAGGAGGCACUUACGGGAGACUCGGAUGGGGACAUGGAGAACAAUCCAAGCUCCUUAAACUUAUUAUUAUUGUUAAUAUUAUUAUUAUUAUUAUUAAGAAAGUGAGGCAGGAAAAUGCUUCUCCUUUUAAAAUCCCCUCCACUCCCUACACACACACACACACACACACACACACACACACACACACGCACCUCUUGAAACCUUUCCCCAAGAAUGUUUCUUUAUAGAUGGACUUCAUUGAAAUGUUUUUCUUAAAUCAAGUGUAAUAUAAUUUUCGUUUUGUUUUUUUACUAUUCCCACUCAGCACUCAGAGACACAAAAAUACUGUAAGUCUCAAUUAACAGCAGAAUCUCAGAGGAAAGCUGUUUGCAAUCCUAAUUCAUCCUUGGAGGGAUAGAGAUGAUCAAUUAACAAUCAAAAAAGAGGAAAUUAACCUCUUGCUUUUUACCACCUGGUGAAUCAGCCAUAAUGCACAUAUUCCACGCAGCCUCUUGUUUUCAGUAUGUACUUUGAGAUGCUAAGGGUCUUGAUUCUUGAGCCUUUGACUCUAAUUAAACUCAAACAGCAGUCCCCAGUAAUUAGCCUCUUCCAUUCUUACAUAAAGUGUUGGUGGAUGACUGUACAUUUCAGUGAUUUGAAAAAUACCUGACAAACCUUUGACACUGUUUACUUUAUGUUGGAAGAGAUGAUGCAGAAUGUGUGUCGUGAGGGAGAUCAUGGUGUGAGUUUUAUAGCUACUUCAAUGAUACAUACCUCUAGUUUUCAUUUGUCUUUUGAGAUCCUGAGUUCAUCCCCUGUGAAUCAGAUUGCACCAGCCCCUCUCCUGUGAGUGGCUAAAGAGAAGAGGGAUAAACCAACCACCAGCAUAGUCAGGCAAAUCUGGACAGAGGGUUUUAGCCGGCUCCUAUGUUACUCCCAAUUCCAUUUUCUUUUGUGCAGCCAGUUUGCCCAUUCUCUUCCUAUUACUUGCUCCAGGGAUAGGUAAAAAAAAAAUAUAUAUAUAUAUAUAUAUAUAUAUACACAUAUAUAUAUAUAUAUACACACACACACACACACACACACAUAUAUAUAUAUAUGUUCCAUCAUUAGAAGAUGGAAACUAUUAUACCACUUGGUAUGUGCAGUCAAAUAUCCAAAAGGGGGAAGUACUGCUUAAAGAAAUACCUGUAAGCAUUAAAUACUCUCCUUUAUUUGUACAUUUUAUAUAGAUAAAUUUUUGAAGUACUAAUUAGGCAUUAAAUUUUUUCAAAUGCACAGGUUUGUUGGUUUUUUUAAUACACUUUAAUUGACUUUCUCAAUUAAAUGUGUUAGAUAGAAAAAGGCAGAAUUCCACAUCUUACCGCUAUCAAUUCUGAGCAUGUGCAAGGCUGUGUAGGACCCAGUUUCUCUGUAUAUACUGUUCCAGUUCCCAGUCAUCUGUGUAGAAAGUGCACUGUGCUGCCCUCUGCCUACAUCUUCAGCUCUGUCAUUGCUUCCUGGUUGGGGUGGGGAUGGGGUGGGUCGGGAGGGAGGGAGGUAUAUUGGGAGGAGGGUGGGUCAAGGCAGAAGGAGAAGCUGUUGAAAUGAGGGCCGUGAAUUCAGUUUCUGUUGGUUUGCGGUUGUGUUUGGUUUUGUUUGUUUCUUAAAAAAAAAAUUCAAUCGGGCAGCUCCCUUUUCCACAAGCCUUUUUGUGACUGUAGAACUAUUAUAGAGAAAAUGUUCUUUUCUAUAUUAUAAAAGAAAUUAUCCAACACAGUAAUAUUGGUACCUGUCAUUUUUUCACUUCUGUUUAAAAAAAAAUGUAUUUUUAGCAAGAUAACUUGGGUAAUCUUCUAAAAAAGAAAUUUAAAAACUCACUGUUAGUGACUUUGAUGCCUUUUAAAAUAAGAGCUUUUUCAUUUCAUUCCAUCUUUAAAAUUUUUUAUCUUUGUUGUAGAAUAUUAAAAACUAUUUUAAGAAAGAUAAAAAUUCUCUUUAAAGAGAUCUCUAGAGUGUGUGAAUAGAGCUCCAGAUGCCUCUAAAAGCCGCAUGUACAAAUGAAGCUGAGUCUAUUCCUGUCUGUUUAUAUUUGCUUUUCCUGUUUUGUAACCUCUUUGUACUUCGUUCCUGGUGACUUGUAAGCUAAGGGGAAGGGGUGCCUAGAUGCCUUUGUAUUUCUCCAUGUCAUGCGCUCCUGGGCCAGUUGGUUUCCCUUCCUCUCCUUGUAUGUAAUAUCACUUUUUUUCCCCUUUCUAGCAAGUACUUUCAAAAGAACUCUGUACAUUUUAACAUAAAAAAAAAUAAAUUAUGUUGAGCCAUUUUGGA
Molecule: messenger RNA, 12008 nt
Organism: Equus caballus (horse)
Lineage: Eukaryota; Metazoa; Chordata; Mammalia; Perissodactyla; Equidae
Source: RefSeq, a predicted model, not a curated record